Caenorhabditis remanei is the source of this 1023-nucleotide messenger RNA. RefSeq lists its product as uncharacterized. The transcript is spliced from 5 exons. Gene Ontology annotation, biological process: olfactory behavior; G protein-coupled receptor signaling pathway. NCBI's taxonomy places the organism in Eukaryota, Metazoa, Nematoda, Chromadorea, Rhabditida, Rhabditidae. The record is from RefSeq and is a predicted model, not a curated record. Gene Ontology annotation, molecular function: G protein-coupled olfactory receptor activity. The coding region runs from base 1 to 1023 and encodes 340 amino acids.
AUGCUUAUCUGGAGAAAGUCACCGGCACAAACUGGAAAAUAUCGAUGGCUUAUGAUGUAUACGUCGUGUUUUGAGAUAUUUUGGAGCUUGUUUGAUUUGCCGGCGGAGAUUAUUGCCCACUCCGUUGGUUGCGCCUUCAUCGUGUUCCGUAUCAACCACCCGGAUGCUAUCCUCACCCCGGACUAUUCUUCAUGGGUGGUUUUGAUCUACACCGCCAUUUUUGGCGCCUCCAUGGCUCUCUUUGCAUCCCAUUUUAUAUACAGAUAUGGGUCUAUUGAUAAAUCAUUCGGAAAAAGGUUUACAUCAGGCUGGAAACUUGGCAUCAUUCUUCUCUUCCCGGUCGUCUAUAGUCUCUGGUGGGCGGCCGUCGUGCGUAUUUGUUUUUGGCCAAACGAUGAUAUGAAGGAGUACACAAGGUGGCAUGUACUGAUAACAGAUACACAUAGCAACAGGCAGGGGAAUUACAGAGAUUUGAUAAUGAAGACCGCCGGACAGGAAGUGGAGAAUAUUAGUUACAUAGGCACAAUGUUUUAUCAGCAGAAGACGGGGAAUGAUGAUGAGACGUUGAAUCCAAUUGCAUGGGUUGGAGUGUGUCAGAUGUUCUUCAUGGUGGGCUCCUCCAUGACAUGUGUCUUUGGAUUCGGCACCCUCUGCUAUACCCGUCUCUCCACAACUCUAUCCAUCGUAUCGUCAGUUGCAAAUAACCUCCAAAAACAACUAUUCUACUCAUUAGUCCUCCAGACCCUCAUCCCCCUUGUCCUCAUGCAUAUCCCCAUUACAGUAUACUUUGUGUGUCCGAUGCUGAACAUGGACUUAGAUUUCGCCAGUGUCUUUGUGGCGUCUACUAUUACUCUGUACCCUGCCGUCGACCCGUUACCAAGUUUUUUUGUGAUUAAGAGCUAUCGAGAAGCGAUUUUUGGUGUAUUCCAAAAAAUACAAGUGAUGCCUCCGAGGAACACAUCUGUUGGAAUGACUACAAGUGCAGUGAGAUUCGAUUCGAAAAUUGUUGUAUAUAUAAUUUGA